This is a messenger RNA of Anastrepha ludens (Mexican fruit fly), 726 nucleotides long. RefSeq lists its product as uncharacterized. The transcript has 4 exons. The record is from RefSeq and is a predicted model, not a curated record. NCBI's taxonomy places the organism in Eukaryota, Metazoa, Arthropoda, Insecta, Diptera, Tephritidae. Bases 209 to 673 code for a protein of 154 amino acids.
CCCGAAAGCUUUGAAAAUUGAGUCAUACACAAAUAUCGAAGCAAAAAUUUAGAAAAUAAAAAUUUCUUAAAAUUUUAAUUAUACGGGUGGCCGAUAUUAAAAAAAGAAUAAGCCAUUGCAGUAUAUAAUCACCAGCGCCAGAAACUUAAAGAUUAAAACCAUAAAUAGUCAAAGAAAUAAAUAUAUCUCUAAAAAUUAAAUCGUACAAAUGGCAGAGGAUAUUGCACCAGUUGACAGAAAAGCAUCAAAAGUCGGCGGCUUGACGGAAGCACCAGAAGAUUUGAAUGACGAUGUACCCUUCUCGCACCGAGAGCUUGAAUUAUUGUACGAAGAGAUCUGUAAAGACGAGAAGAAAAAAGAAGAUUGGCGUGACCAUAGUAGACAUCCUAGCUAUAUGAAGUUUUCGGUGCCCUACCAUUUGCAAUGUCGCGAUCGCUAUCAUAAAAGCAAAAAGAAUUACGAGCAGCGAUUUCAAUAUGAAAUCGGUCAAAUAAUGAAUAACUUUAAUACGGCCUACGAGGCGGCACGUUUCAAUCGUCAUUUGUGCAUUACCACGUUAUGGCCGCCACUGCACAAUCGCUGUGAGUUAACGCACACCCAAAGGUAUUAUUUCAGACUAUUGCCCGCUCAGCGUCGACGUUUAAAUCAAAUCAUGAAUACUAAUUUUCUAUGAUCGAUGGAAAUCGACAACUUGCAAUAUUAAACAAAACAAAAUCGCAAAUGAAA